AUGUCGCAGGGGUAUUUCAAUGGGGAUAUCUUGUCUGCCUGCGAUCGAUGUCAUUCGAGAAAGGUCAAAUGUGAUAGACAACAGCGUUGCGCGAAUUGCGCGGAUGCCGGGGUCGAAUGUCAACGGGUCCGUCCGGGAAGGUCUAGGAAACGACCAUUGCCGGGCGUCUUGACUCCGGAGGAGAGUAUACUUCAACUGGAGAGACCAAUAUUGACACCUUCGUCGCAAAGAGGUGGUGGUCAGGAGAGCGAAGUUGAAGUUAGAACGCCCGCCAGGCAGAGACGAGGUAUCAAUAGUCACGACCGCUUGGAAAAGUCUCCGGAAGGCCAUGUCCGUUCGGCCGGAAUUGAUUGUUCCAACCAUCAUGCCAUGCGCGCAAGAUCUGUCAUCCAGCUGGAACUGGUUGAUAGCAGACACACCAAUCAGAAACAGCAGGUUGUUCUCAAAGCCGCUCUCCAACUAGUGAACCAAAUUGGAGGAUGUGAGGAAAAGCAGCCGGACGAGAAUGUCGGCAAUGAGACAACAGUCAUUACUGCUGAAGACCCUGCAACUGUACCGGAUGCUCCUCCGGCAGAGCUACUCCUGAUGCUCUUGCAUCCAAAUGCCGGGCCCCAGUGGCCAGACCAUAUAUCGAACAAGACGCUUGAGAAAAUGGCCGCGGCGCUCAUGAAGGGCGAUUUCCAGGGUCAAGUGUUCCAUCAAUACUGCGUCUGCAUUUACGUCAAAGCGAUUUUGCAUUUUUAUCAGCUCUCGAGACAGAUAAACAGCUCCGUUGUUAAGGAGCAGCUUGUUCGGUCGAGAAAUACUUACAUCACAGCUACCCUCCGGAGCAUUCAGCAAUUCAACAUUCUUGCAUCGCUAACCCUGCAAUCCAUCCAGGCCCUGGUGUCGAGUGCCUUAUUGAUGCAACAACUUGGAGAUGUCAAACAAUGCUGGACUCUCAACUCAUACGCCGCUCAGCAGAUUGUUGCACUUGGUUAUGAUCGGAUUCGCAAUAUACCUGCUCGCUCACAGGCUGAAGAGGAGAUACACAGCGCCGUAUACUGGUGCUACUAUCUAGAUAGAACAGUCAGCGCACUUCUCGUGCGACCUACAGCCCUGCCUAAUCUUAACGUGUCUCCAACAGAGCUCAUCGCAUCUAUGCAGCAGUCCGCGUACGACCCGUUGAUCCGGAUUCUACUCGAUCUCGCGCAGAUUCAAGGGCAUUUGCUUGCAUUUUCGUCGGAUUUGAAACGGGCAGAUUCCAGGUACAUCUUGGAUACUUGCAAUAUGAUCGAGGAAAGGAUGCACAGAAUCUCGCAAGACUUACGAACCAGCCGCGAAUCGCUCCCAGAAAUGCUUAAAUAUGACUGGGUUGCCGCCGACUUCUGUUACUAUGCAAUCUACGUCGAAAUCCUCCGAACACGUCUGAGAUGCACAUUCACCCCACUAGUACAUAGGGAAUGUCUAGUCUACGCUCGAAGAUCCCUGGAAGCGUUUCGAUUCCUUCAGCAACACCGUGCGGAGCUGGGGUUUGACGAUCCAUACCCAUCCUUUCUGACCUGGACACUGCUUCUAUACCCACUGAGCCCUUUCUUCGUCGUUUUCUGUAACAUCAUCGGAACACUAGACAAAGACGACCAUGAACUCAUCUACCAAAUCACAACGGGUCUCUCGCAAUUCAAGCGAGAUUCGCAUCUAGAAAAAGUUCUCAGCCUGCUCAUCUCUCUCGAGCGACUUUGCGAGUCAUUGUUCCACGAAGACGGAGAAGCAUUGCCGGAGAUGCAAAGACCGGUGGAGGCACUUCCCUCAAUUCAAAGCCUUACAAAUGCCGGUGAUACGGAUUUGGGACAGGAUGUGUCGGGCUCUGACACAGGGGCUUCGGCUGAUUGGCUUAUGUGGCAGCUAUUCAAUAGUGAGGUGCCAUUGGGGUGGCUUAACCCGGAUUUUCCUAUACUGUAA
Molecule: messenger RNA, 1941 nt
Organism: Aspergillus chevalieri
Lineage: Eukaryota; Fungi; Ascomycota; Eurotiomycetes; Eurotiales; Aspergillaceae
Product: Zn(II)2Cys6 transcription factor
Exons: 8
Coding region: 1-1941 (646 amino acids)
Biological process (GO): DNA-templated transcription; regulation of DNA-templated transcription
Molecular function (GO): DNA binding; zinc ion binding; DNA-binding transcription factor activity, RNA polymerase II-specific
Source: RefSeq, a predicted model, not a curated record